GAAGAUGGAGGUAAAGAAGCAGCAGCAGCAGCCAGCGGCGAGGCCGAUGAGCGCCGGGCCGGGGCCGCGGGCGGCCAGCCCCUACAAUCCAAAGCCACGCUCGGAUGCGUCGCUGCGCGCCGUCAUGGAUCUCUCGGGCGCCAUGCCGAUGAUGCCCAUGACGCCGCCACCGCCCAAUGGGCUCAAGGGCAUGGCGGUGUCGCCCGCGACGCUGUCGAUGCGCGCCAAGGGGAGCCUCAUGCCCAAGAAGAUCCUCAUGGGCUCCAGGGACAAGGAGGCGCUGCUCGAGGAGAUUUUGGAGCUCAAGAGGGUGCUCUACGAGCAGGACAAGCACAUCAAGUUCCAAAAGGUCCACACCUCGGCGCUGGAGAUCGAAAACAAGUACUUCUUGCCAUCCUCCAAACAUUUCUAGCUAUAAGCCCGAAAGCUCGAGCGAGACAUCGAGGAUUUGGAAGCACAGGGAGCGGCCGAGGCUCCCAGAACCGGAGGCUCAUCGCGUCUACGAGCAAAGCUACAAGGUUUCCUUUCUCUCCAAAGUGUUCUUCGCGAGGAUUCACCUUGCAAGCUUCUUCGCUCCAGGAUUGAAAAUGCGGAUAAACGACUUGCAAUCAACCUGUGACAGGCAGCUGGAGGAGCUCGCGCUCCUUCGCAAGGACUUGCGUGUUUCUCAUACAAAGGCAAGCUUUCGUCACUCUUUCAAGCUUUCCUUUCAUCACUCCUCGAUCUAA
Molecule: messenger RNA, 728 nt
Organism: Selaginella moellendorffii
Lineage: Eukaryota; Viridiplantae; Streptophyta; Lycopodiopsida; Selaginellales; Selaginellaceae
Exons: 2
Coding region: 177-728 (183 amino acids)
Source: RefSeq, a predicted model, not a curated record